Messenger RNA from Didymodactylos carnosus, 315 nucleotides. Lineage: Eukaryota; Metazoa; Rotifera; Eurotatoria; Philodinida; Philodinidae. The record is from the annotation of a GenBank genome assembly.
AUGUUUAUCAGCGACCAUUCGCACAGCUUGUUGCAAAUAUUGGCUCAUGGCAUUAUGCCUUUGAUAUUACAUUUUGAUGAUACAUCGGUCGCUGUUAUUACAUCGAUCGAAGUUGAAAUUGCAAGAGCCAGAAGACUUUAUGAAUCAAUACAAUCAUUGAAACGUGAACACAGGAUCACUAACGUUGCGGAUGCCGAUCGACUAACAUUCAUAAUCAUAGCUUCGAUUGCUCUAAUAACAGAACUAGCUACAGGAGAUGAUGAUACAUUAGAGGCAGAUUUCAAAAAUUUGUUUGCACAAUCUAUUUAUAAAUGA